AUGGCUCCCGCAGGCAAGCAGAAGAAGAAGUGGUCCAAGGGCAAGGUCAAGGACAAGGCCCAGCACGCCGUCGUCCUCGAGAAGCAGACCGCUGAGAGGCUCAACAAGGACGUCCAGUCCUACCGCCUCAUCACCGUCGCCACCCUCGUCGACCGUCUCAAGAUCAACGGCAGCUUGGCCCGCAAGGCCCUCGCUGAUCUCGAGGAGAAGGGACAGAUCAAGAAGGUUGUCGGUCACUCCAAGAUGAACAUCUACACCCGCGCCGUUACCGCCGAGUAA
Molecule: messenger RNA, 279 nt
Organism: Aspergillus calidoustus
Lineage: Eukaryota; Fungi; Ascomycota; Eurotiomycetes; Eurotiales; Aspergillaceae
Source: the annotation of a GenBank genome assembly